CUUUCUACUGUGCUUAUUGUGCUUAAAAAAUGGUUGAUAAAACAAGGGGAAGGAAGGAGGAGGUAGUGUCCAGAGAAUACACCAUCAACCUUCACAAGCGUCUCCAUGGCUGCACAUUCAAGAAGAAAGCUCCCAAGGCAAUAAAGGAGAUAAGGAAGUUUGCAGAAAAGGCCAUGGGUACCAAGGACGUGAGAGUUGAUGUCAAGCUAAACAAGCACAUCUGGAGCAGAGGGAUCCGAAGUGUCCCGAGAAGGAUUAGGGUUCGCAUUGCUCGUAAGAGAAAUGACGACGAAGAUGCAAAGGAAGAGCUUUACUCUCUAGUAACUGUUGCUGAAAUCCCAGCUGAAGGACUCAAAGGUUUGGGUACCAAGGUCAUCGAUGAUGAUGAAUGAGUGAUCCCUGAUCU
Molecule: messenger RNA, 406 nt
Organism: Hibiscus syriacus
Lineage: Eukaryota; Viridiplantae; Streptophyta; Magnoliopsida; Malvales; Malvaceae
Product: 60S ribosomal protein L31-like
Exons: 2
Coding region: 30-392 (120 amino acids)
Biological process (GO): cytoplasmic translation
Cellular component (GO): ribosome; cytosolic large ribosomal subunit
Molecular function (GO): structural constituent of ribosome
Source: RefSeq, a predicted model, not a curated record